GCUAGUGGGGUUCCUGCUUCAGCUUAAUGCUUCAUGGGGGCAUGGAAGUUGGAUUAUGACCUUUUGCUGCAUCUACUUGGUACUUCCUUAUGCAGGAGAAUAACUGGUAAUUAAAAUGUGCAGGAUGAAAAGAUGGAGCAGCCAGUGCUUGUACCACCAGGACCUGACAGCUUCCACUACUUCACUAGAGAGUCUCUUGCAGCUAUUGAACAACGCAUUGCUGCAGAAAAGGCUAAGCAGCCCAAAGACCAUAAAGACGUCGACGAUGAAAAUGGCCCAAAGCCAAGUAGUGACUUGGAGGCUGGCAAAUCACUGCCAUUUAUUUAUGGAGACAUACCUCCUGGAAUGGUGGCUACUCCCUUGGAAGACCUGGACCCAUUUUAUGUUAAUAAAAAAACUUUUAUAGUAUUGAAUAGAGGGAAGGCAAUUUUCCGAUUCAGUGCCACCCCUGCCCUUUACAUUUUAAGUCCUUUCAGCAUUCUUAGAAAAAUAGCUAUUAAGAUUUUGGUACAUUCAUUAUUCAGCAUGCUCAUUAUGUGCACUAUUUUGACCAACUGCGUAUUUAUGACCCUAAGUAAUCCUCCUGAAUGGACAAAGAAUGUAGAGUAUACAUUCACAGGAAUAUAUACAUUUGAAUCACUUAUAAAAAUUAUUGCAAGGGGCUUUUGUAUAGACGGUUUCACCUUCCUCCGAGAUCCCUGGAAUUGGCUUGAUUUCACCGUCAUUACAUUUGCAUAUGUGACAGAGUUUGUGGACCUGGGCAAUGUCUCAGCGUUGAGAACAUUCAGAGUUCUCCGAGCAUUGAAAACAAUAUCAGUCAUCCCAGGCCUGAAGACAAUUGUGGGAGCCCUCAUUCAGUCUGUGAAGAAGCUGUCAGAUGUAAUGAUUCUGACUGUGUUUUGUCUGAGUGUAUUUGCUCUAAUAGGGCUCCAGCUGUUCAUGGGCAACUUGAGGCAUAAAUGCUUAUACUGGAAUCCGGAGAAUUCUACAGAUUCAAAUGAUACUUACCUAUUUAAUUUCACAUUGGGAGAAAAUAGUACAUUUAAUAGUACAUUUAAUGGUACCCAAUUUGACUGGAACGAGUACAUAGGGGAUCCAAGUCAUUUUUACACUUUGGAAGGACAAAAUGAUGCUUUGCUUUGUGGCAACAGUUCCGACGCAGGUCAAUGUCCAGAAGGAUAUGUAUGUAUAAAGGCUGGUAGAAACCCAAACUAUGGCUAUACAAGCUUUGAUACAUUUAGCUGGGCCUUCUUGUCACUCUUUCGAUUGAUGACUCAGGACUACUGGGAAAAUCUUUAUCAGCUGACUCUGCGUGCGGCUGGCAAAACCUACAUGAUCUUUUUUGUUCUGGUGAUUUUCCUGGGCUCUUUUUACCUGAUCAACUUGAUCCUAGCUGUUGUUGCCAUGGCCUACGAUGAGCAGAAUCAGGCCACCAUGGAAGAAGCGGAGCAGAAAGAGGCGGAGUUUCAGCAGAUGCUAGAGCAGCUGAAAAAACAACAAGAAGCAGCUCAGGCAGCGGUGACAGCUGCAGCGACAGCAUCGGCUGAGUCAAAAGAUCCCAGUGCAGGAGGCGGAAUAGGGGGGCUUUCUGAAAGUUCUUCUGAAGCAUCAAAGUUGAGUUCAAAGAGUGCCAAAGAGAGGAGAAAUAGAAGGAAGAAAAGAAAGCAAAAAGAGCAAUCUGGAGGAGAGGAAAAAGAUGAAGAUGAGUUUCAUAGAUCUGAAUCAGAAGAUAGCAUCCGGAGAAAAGGUUGCCGAUUCUCUAUUGAAGGGAAUAGGUUAACACUAGAACGGAAACACUCUUCUCCCCACCAGUCUUUGCUGAGCAUGCGUGGCUCCCUGUUUUCCCCAAGGCGCAACAGCAGAACAAGCCUUUUCAGCUUCAGAGGUAGAGCAAAGGAUAUAGGAUCAGAGAAUGACUUUGCUGAUGAUGAACACAGCACAUUUGAAGAUAAUGAUAGCAGAAGAGAUUCCCUUUUUGUGCCGCGCAGACAUGGUGAACGGCGCAACAGUAACAUUAGUCAGGCCAGUAGGUCAUCCAGGAUGCUGGCAGUGUUUCCAGUGAAUGGGAAGAUGCACAGCACUGUGGAUUGCAAUGGGGUGGUUUCCUUGGUUGGUGGACCAUCUGUUCCUACAUCGCCUGUUGGACAGCUUCUGCCAGAGGUGAUAAUAGAUAAACCAGCUACUGAUGACAAUGCCACAACCACAGAGACAGAAAUGAAAAAAAGAAGAUCAAGUUCUUUUCACGUUUCUAUGGAUUUCUUGGAAGACCCUACUCUAAGAGAAAGAGCCAUGAGUAUAGCUAGCAUAAUCACAAACACCAUGGAAGAACUUGAAGAGUCAAGACAGAAAUGCCCACCUUGUUGGUACAAAUUUGCAAACAUUUUCUUGAUCUGGGACUGCUGCCCAUGUUGGUUGAAAGUAAAGCAUUAUAUGAACAUAUUUGUGAUGGAUCCAUUUGUUGAUCUUGCUAUUACAAUUUGCAUUGUUUUAAAUACACUGUUCAUGGCAAUGGAGCAUUACCCAAUGACAGAAGGAUUUGCUCACGUGCUUAAUGUUGGAAACCUGGUGUUCACUGGAAUCUUCACAGGAGAAAUGGUUCUCAAACUAAUAGCUAUGGAUCCCUAUUAUUACUUCCAAGAAGGCUGGAAUAUUUUUGAUGGCUUUAUUGUUACCCUUAGUUUGGUUGAGCUUGGCCUAUCAGAUGUGGAAGGACUGUCAGUUCUCCGGUCUUUCAGAUUGCUGCGAGUUUUCAAAUUGGCAAAAUCUUGGCCGACGCUAAAUAUGCUGAUCAAAAUUAUUGGCAACUCCGUGGGUGCUUUGGGAAAUCUGACCUUGGUCCUGGCCAUCAUUGUCUUUAUUUUUGCUGUGGUUGGGAUGCAGCUGUUUGGCAAAAGCUACAAGGAAUGUGUGUGCAAGAUUGCUGCAGACUGUGAACUCCCACGCUGGCACAUGAACGACUUUUUCCACUCUUUCUUGAUCGUGUUCCGAGUCCUUUGCGGAGAAUGGAUAGAGACCAUGUGGGACUGUAUGGAGGUGGCUGGACAAACCAUGUGCCUUACAGUCUUCAUGAUGGUCAUGGUGAUUGGAAAUCUGGUGGUACUGAAUCUAUUUUUGGCCUUGCUACUGAGCUCAUUUAGUGCAGACAACCUUGCUGCCACAGAUGAUGACAACGAAAUGAACAAUCUCCAGAUUUCUAUGGCAAGAAUAGAUAAAGGAAUAGCCUAUGCGAAAAGAAAAAUUCGUGAAUUCAUCCAGAAAUCCUUUGUUAAAAAGCAAAAAGCUUUAGAUGAAAUCAAACCGCUCGAAGAGCUGAACAAUAAGAACAGCUGCAUUUCUAACCAUACCAUUGAAAUUUGCAAAGAUCUGGAUUAUUUUAGGGAUGGAAAUGGAACCGGCACAAGCGGCAUAGGCACAGGUAGCAGUGUAGAAAAAUAUAUUGUGGAUGAAAGUGAUUACAUGUCGUUCAUAAAUAAUCCAAGCCUGACCGUGACUGUGCCAAUCGCUGUUGGAGAAUCAGAUUUUGAAAAUUUAAACACAGAAGAGUUUAGUAGUGAAUCAGAUUUGGAAGAAAGCAAAGAGAAGCUAACUACAUCUAGUUCAUCUGAAGGAAGCACCGUUGAUAUUGGACUUCCUGCGGAAGAGCAACCGGAAGCAGAACCGGAGGAAGCGCUUGAACCCGAAGCUUGUUUUACGGAAGGUUGCGUGCAAAGGUUCAAGUGCUGUCAAGUUAGUGUAGAAGAGGGGAGAGGAAAACUAUGGUGGAAUCUCAGGAAAACUUGUUUCCGAAUCGUUGAACACAACUGGUUUGAAACCUUCAUUGUCUUUAUGAUUCUUCUUAGCAGUGGUGCUCUGGCAUUUGAAGACAUAUACAUUGAACAGAGGAAAACUAUCAAGACCAUGCUGGAAUAUGCUGACAAGGUCUUCACAUACAUCUUCAUUCUUGAGAUGCUUCUGAAGUGGGUAGCAUAUGGAUAUCAAACGUACUUCACUAAUGCCUGGUGUUGGCUGGAUUUCCUGAUUGUUGAUGUAUCUUUGGUUAGCUUAACAGCAAAUGCAUUGGGUUAUUCAGAACUUGGUGCCAUUAAGUCCCUUAGGACACUGAGAGCUUUGAGACCUUUGAGAGCCUUAUCAAGAUUUGAAGGGAUGAGGGUGGUUGUGAAUGCCCUUCUAGGAGCAAUUCCAUCCAUUAUGAAUGUGCUUCUCGUAUGUCUUAUAUUCUGGCUAAUUUUCAGCAUCAUGGGAGUAAACCUGUUUGCUGGCAAAUUCUACCACUGUAUUAACACAACUACUGGUGAAAUGUUCACAAUCGAUGAAGUUAACAAUAAGACUCAGUGUGAGGAACUCAUAGAAGCAAAUGCAACAGCGAGAUGGAAAAAUGUGAAAGUUAAUUUUGAUAAUGUAGGAUUUGGAUAUCUCUCUUUACUGCAAGUAGCUACGUUUAAAGGAUGGAUGGAUAUUAUGUAUGCAGCAAUCGAUUCAAGAAAUGUACAGGAUCAGCCUAAGUACGAGGACAACCUUUAUAUGUAUCUUUACUUUGUUAUCUUCAUAAUCUUUGGAUCAUUCUUCACCCUGAAUCUAUUUAUUGGUGUCAUCAUUGAUAACUUCAAUCAGCAAAAAAAGAAGUUCGGAGGUCAAGACAUCUUUAUGACAGAAGAACAGAAAAAGUACUACAAUGCAAUGAAAAAACUGGGGUCUAAAAAGCCUCAAAAACCUAUACCUAGACCAGGGAACAAGUAUCAAGGCAUGGUCUUUGACUUUGUGACAAAACAAGUGUUCGACAUCACUAUUAUGAUUCUUAUCUGCCUUAAUAUGAUCACUAUGAUGGUGGAAACGGAUGAUCAAACUGAUUAUGCAGUGGAAGUUCUAUACCGCAUUAACCUGAUAUUCAUUAUCCUUUUCUCUGGAGAAUGUGUCCUCAAAUUAAUUUCCCUGCGCUAUUAUUAUUUCACCAUCGGAUGGAACAUUUUUGAUUUUGUGGUCGUCAUUCUCUCCAUUGUAGGUAUGUUCCUAUCAGAGAUCAUUGAAAAAUACUUUGUGUCGCCCACCUUGUUCCGAGUGAUUCGGCUUGCCAGGAUAGGUCGAAUCCUGCGUCUGAUCAAGGGCGCUAAAGGGAUCCGGACUCUGCUCUUUGCCUUGAUGAUGUCUCUUCCUGCCUUGUUUAACAUUGGUCUCCUCCUCUUCCUCGUCAUGUUCAUCUACGCCAUAUUCGGAAUGUCCAACUUUGCCUACGUGAAGAGAGAAGUUGGAAUUGACGACAUGUUCAACUUUGAAACUUUUGGCAAUAGCAUGAUCUGCCUCUUUAUGAUCACCACCUCUGCUGGCUGGGACGGCUUGCUAGCGCCCAUUCUCAACAGCGGGCCGCCCGACUGUGACCCUAAAAAACCCCACCCAGGAAGCUCCGUCAAAGGAGACUGCGGCAAUCCCUCCGUUGGGAUUUUCUUCUUUGUCAGCUACAUUAUCAUAUCGUUCUUAGUUGUUGUAAACAUGUAUAUUGCCGUCAUUUUGGAGAACUUUGGUGUGGCGACUGAAGAAAGUGCUGAACCCUUGAGUGAGGACGACUUUGAAAUGUUCUAUGAGGUCUGGGAAAAGUUUGACCCAGAUGCAACUCAGUUUAUGGAAUUUGAAAAACUCUCAGAGUUUGCAGCUGCUUUGGAACCUCCUCUUCAUUUAGCUAAACCAAAUAAGGUUCAGCUUAUUGCAAUGGAUCUGCCUAUGGUAAGUGGUGACAGAAUUCACUGCCUUGACAUCUUGUUUGCUUUCACAAAACGUGUUUUGGGGGAGAGCGGAGAGAUGGACGCCCUCCGCAUACAGAUGGAAGAGCGUUUUAUGCAAUCCAAUCCUUCCAAAGCCUCCUAUGAGCCCAUUACAACUACGUUAAAACGGAAACAGGAGGAGUUAUCUGCUCUCAUUAUCCAACAGGCUUACAGGCGUUACCGUUUAAGACAAACAGUUCACCAAGCCUCAUUUAUAUAUAAUAAAAAUAAAAUGGGAGGGACUGGCCAACGUAUCAAAGAUACACUCCUCAUUGACAAGAUAAAUGAAAACUCUUACACAGAAAAAACAGAUCUGACCAUGUCAACAGCUAUGUGUCCACCAUCCUAUGAUCGUGUAACCAAGCCCAUCGAAGAAAAACAUGAAAAAGAAGGCAAGGAUGUACAGAAGAAAAAAUAAAACAAGUUAAAAAUUCUGAUUGGGUGACAAAUUGUUUACAGCCUGUGUGAGUAAUGUAGUUGUGUCAACAGGACUCCUCUAGGGGGUAUAUGCCAAACAGACAGUUUUUACUAAUAUACUGUAUUCUUAAGGUCAGUGCCUAUAACAAGACAGAAACCCCUCGUCAUCACAAUGGGACUGUAUGAUGUGGAAAGAAUGACAGGAGGUUACUGUUUUCAUUACCAGCUGACACUGCUGAAGAGGAGAGAGAAAUGGCGAAUCAGACUGUAGGGACCAGUAAAAGGGGUUGAAACAACUAUUUUUUCUCUCUGUGUGUUAAAACAUAAAACACUUAGUACAGUCAGUGUAUCCACUGUUUGCAUUUCAACUGCCACAUUUCUCAUCUUUUUACAAAAAAACAAAUAUCUGUGUUGGUGGAUUCAUCUCCCCCCCUUCUUUUUAUUCACACCUUGUGACUAUUUUUGUAAAUGGGGUUUAUGUUGGGGAAAGGGAUCAGUACUACUUUACCGGUAUGAGGACCAGGUGUUCUAUUAUAUGACUCUCUUAUAUGCACACCAAAAUGAUUUGCAUGGAGGCAUGCUGCA
Messenger RNA from Elgaria multicarinata webbii, 6755 nucleotides. RefSeq names its product sodium channel protein type 1 subunit alpha. The transcript has 27 exons. The record is from RefSeq and is a predicted model, not a curated record. Gene Ontology annotation, cellular component: plasma membrane; voltage-gated sodium channel complex; axon. Gene Ontology annotation, molecular function: voltage-gated sodium channel activity. Gene Ontology annotation, biological process: neuronal action potential; sodium ion transmembrane transport; membrane depolarization during action potential. Bases 133 to 6171 code for a protein of 2012 amino acids. NCBI's taxonomy places the organism in Eukaryota, Metazoa, Chordata, Lepidosauria, Squamata, Anguidae.